Perognathus longimembris pacificus (Pacific pocket mouse) is the source of this 2723-nucleotide messenger RNA. It is a transcript of the gene Ogn, whose product is annotated as osteoglycin. Lineage: Eukaryota; Metazoa; Chordata; Mammalia; Rodentia; Heteromyidae. Gene Ontology annotation, molecular function: protein binding. The transcript has 6 exons. The record is from RefSeq and is a predicted model, not a curated record. The coding region runs from base 152 to 1048 and encodes 298 amino acids.
GCCCCCAGUAUGUAGAGUCUGCCAAAACAUCCUCAAAGGUUUUAAAUAUUGCUUCCAUGGUCUGCAUUUUUAUUUCCAAGGAGAAGAGUUUUGUCCCAUAGUCAGCAGGCCACUGGUUUAGUAACUUUCAGUCAGCUUGAUUUCUGUGGAAAUGAAGACUAUGCAGUCGACAUUUCUCCUGUUACUGUUCAUGCCUCUGACAGAACCAGCACCACAAGCUCAGCAGGACUCACCCUCUACCUUUGAGUAUGGGACAGAUUAUUUUGAAGAAACUAUAUUUAGUCAAGAUUAUGGAGAUAAAUACCUGGAUGGAAAAAAAAUUAAGGAAAAAGAAACAUCUAUAAUGCGUGAUGAGAAAAGUUUUCAGUUUCAAAAAGAUGAGGCUAUAACACAACUAUCCCCCAAGAAAGAAAAUGAUGAAAUGCCCACGUGCCUGCUGUGUGUUUGCUUAAGUGGCUCGGUGUACUGUGAGGAAAUUGACAUUGAUGCAGUACCGCCCUUGCCAAAGGAAUCUGCUUAUCUUUAUGCACGAUUCAACAAAAUUAAAAAGCUGACUGCCAAAGAUUUUGCAGACAUGCCUAACCUAAGAAGACUUGAUUUUACGGGUAAUUUGAUAGAAGAGAUAGAAGAUGAUACUUUUUCAAAACUUUCUCUGUUAGAAGAACUUUCACUUGCUGAAAAUCAGCUACUAAGACUUCCAGUUCUUCCUUCAAAGCUCACUUUAUUUAAUGCAAGAUACAACAAAAUCAAGAAUAAAGGAAUCAAAGCAAAUAUAUUCAAAAAACUGAAUAAACUUGCCAUCCUCUACUUGGACCAUAAUGAACUGGAAGCUGUGCCUCCUAAUUUACCAGAAAGUCUACGAAUAAUUCAUCUUCAGUUUAACAACAUAACUUCAAUUACAGAUGACACCUUCUGCAAGGCUAAUGAUACCCGUUAUAUUCGGGAGCAGAUUGAAGAGAUUCGCCUAGAGGGCAAUCCAAUAGCCCUGGGGAAACAUCCCAAUAGUUUUAUUUGCUUGAAAAGAUUACCUAUAGGGUCAUACUUUUAAUCACUAUUUAGGCAAUGUGUAAGCUAAAGUAUAUAUGCUUAUAAUUUGUCUCAAUAAUGUCUAAAGGAACAUUAAGUAUUGGUUUAGCAUUAACUUUUUAUCUUACUAUGAAAGAAUUUUAUGUCUUAAACAAGGACAUUCAAAAUAAGAUUGAAUUUCUAAGUUCAAAACAAAUUAAUAUGACAAUAUUUAAACAUUAAAAAUACCUGGUUUACACUAGACAAUUACUUUAAAAUGGCAUAUUUUUGUAUGAACAAUUUGGGAUGCAUUAUUCUCAUUACUAAUUAAGAGAAGUCCAAGAAAGUUCCAAUUGUUUAUCUUUGCUAGACUUUAUUAAGUAUCUUGAAAACAUUUAAGGCAGAUCUUCCAAAAACCUCAUAAAGGUAAAUAUUUCCAGAGAUCUAUUCUUUCAUGAUUCAUAAUUAUUCAUAUGAGGUAGGAACUCUGCUUUCUUCCUAUAAAGCAAGCUAUCUUACUUUAUUUUCACUUAGCCUAAGAAAUAAUUUACAUGAGAAAAAAAAUUCCAAAUAAAGUAGAAUUUUACUUUCUAAUAUCCAAAGUUUUCUGCCUUGUGGUCACAUCAUUAGAGCUCAAUAAAGAAAAAAUAUUCUUUUAUCAUAAAUCAUUUUGUAAAAGUCAAGCAAUUUAAAACUAAUAAGCUUUUAAAAACAAAAACUGACACAAUUAAACAGGAAUAAAGUUCCUCCACUGAGAAGAUUUUCAAUUUUGAAAUAAUUACAAAAUAUUUUCUUUUUAAACUACUAGAACUGGGCCUUCUCAAUAAAUGUUCAAAUAUAAAGAAAUGAAAACUAAGUGUCACUUACAUUGUCACCUGCCUGGGCACAUAAAUGUUUACACAAACCAACUGAAUAUUCACAGCAAACCUUUUGAGCAACAUUGGCUCAAUACCCAUGAUGAACAGACUCACUUUACAAUACAAAUCUGAUCUUCAACUGAUGACUCAAGGCUGCCAGAUUAAAGUUCCAGAAAUCUUUCUCUUGCCUAUACAUCACUCAAAAGUCUUAAUCAACAGAUUGCUCUGGAGUUAAAUAGAAAAUCAUUGGUGCUUUACAAAUAUGAAUCUGACCUUUAUAUAUAAACAUCAUUGACAUCAUUUCUAUUGUAGAUUAUACAUUGGAAUUGGUAUAGUACUCCUAGAACAUAUACUCAUUCCUGUUGUUUCUUAGGCUUUACCCUCCAGCACUGUUUGUUGAGGUUAAGCCAAGAUAAAAACAUUUGUGAACUCUUGGGGUUUAUUUUUCUGCAUAUAUGAUCGCUUAAGGCCUCGAUAGUUACUCUAACAAUGCUUAUUAGUUCAGUCAUUUAUUAUGAUGAAUAAUGACCAUAACAAAUAUGCUAUCACAAUUUUGUGUACAUGCCUCAUUUUCUCGUUGACUAAACAGCGAGAACACAAUAUAUAGCUGGUUAUACUGUCACAGUCCUAGCACAAUAGUGAACACAUUUAAAUUAAAUAUACCAAUAAAUGUUGUAAAAUCCAAAGUAAAAGCUCCAUUUCAUUUGGAAAAAUUAUUAUAUGAAUAAAUUAAUAUAAGUACACUAUGACUUUAUCUGGAAACACAUUCCUUAUAAAGGAAGGUUCAUCAGCAAGACUGAGACUAAAGAAAGUAGUAAGUUUAUUAAGUUUCUAGUUUUCAUAAGAAUGCACACGCACACA